AUGUUACCUGUAAUGACGAUGGCGAUGCGUAUUCUUACACACCCUAAUCACUUAUUAGGCUCUUAUUCGGAUAAUGACAACACGGCACCAUCAUCAUUGUCGACCACAACACCGGCAACGCUAAUCCGAAGGCGACGAGGUUUAUUGUCCAGUAUUGCAAGUUCCCUUAAGAAAGUUGUCGCCGUGGCCGUAGCUGUUGUGAAAGCAGUUAUGAAAGAAGUGGUAGAAGAAGGAUUAAAAGCAUUUGGCCUCUACAACGCACUCAUAAAAAAAGAAAGCACCUUUGGAAAAGGACUGCAAUAUGGUGUAACUGACUUGAAGCUGUUUUCGGUAAUCAGUAAUAAGUAUACAGUUACCACCUCGUUAACAAUGUAUUGUGCAACAUGCAAUAUUUCUUUUGUCCCUGGUUUCGCAUUUGAAUUAAAAAUAACAGACGGAAAGCUGGAUACAGUAUUAUUAGCUAUUACGGGUAAACUGGACAUAAAUUUGAUUCUUAAAGCAGAAGCAAGUGGUUCAUAUUCCUAUUCAAACAGUUACACACCCAAAGGUCUCUCACAAACGCUGGGAAUUCUCUCAUUUGUAAUUGUAAUUAUUCCAGUUAAUAUACAACUUGGUGCAUCUUUAUCAAUCACGUUUGGUUUGAGUUUUAACACAGCUGCUUCUAUAACAACCGGUCUUAGUUAUUCAAAAUCAGCUAAACUUGGUGUCCAAUAUGCAAAUGGUAAAAUAGGUAGUUACAGUCAAUUUGAUCCUGCUACACACGAAUUUCACAAACCAACUGUGUCAGUGGAGUUGACAAGUUCACUACAACUUGGUUUUGCUGUAGCUGUUACACUAACAUUGGAAUUUGUUGCAAGUGGUUCGCUGAAUUUAAAUCCGUAUUUAUCGUAUGAUAUUACAGUUGGACAAAAUUCAGAAGACAAACAACGUUAUGAUGCUACUGGAGUUCUAUCAAUUCAUUUUGAUAUAACUGCGGAAGCAACAUUAGGAAUUGUCAUAAAAGGAGUUAGCAUUGGUCCGAAACUUACCUCACGCUCACUUACAUUGUAUGAAUUCGAAAAGGACCUUCUCUCAAGUGUAAUCUGUAAGUAUAUAAGUUGUAACAAAAAAGUGCUAAAUGUUUCGCGUUAUAUCGGCAGUGAUUCAGUAAGUCCGCAAAUAUUAUCAACAUUAGUUCCUGUGAAAGGCUCAAGUGCAAAUUCUGGAGUCAAGGCAAUAUCAUUAUCACCCAAUCAAGCUGAGUUCGCAUUUUCGACCAAUAGAAUCGAUUAUGAAGCUCCUACAUAG
Didymodactylos carnosus is the source of this 1287-nucleotide messenger RNA. The record is from the annotation of a GenBank genome assembly. Lineage: Eukaryota; Metazoa; Rotifera; Eurotatoria; Philodinida; Philodinidae.